This is a messenger RNA of Capsella rubella, 1589 nucleotides long. Its product is annotated as acetyl-CoA acetyltransferase, cytosolic 1. Gene Ontology annotation, molecular function: acetyl-CoA C-acetyltransferase activity. The record is from RefSeq and is a predicted model, not a curated record. The coding region runs from base 113 to 1324 and encodes 403 amino acids. Gene Ontology annotation, biological process: fatty acid beta-oxidation. The transcript is spliced from 13 exons. NCBI's taxonomy places the organism in Eukaryota, Viridiplantae, Streptophyta, Magnoliopsida, Brassicales, Brassicaceae.
UGUUUCUCUCUGUCUCUCCUUUUCCACUUAUAUUGUCAUUUUCACAACGCCAACUCUCUUCUCCCCAUUCGUCGCUCUGUUCUGGAAUUGAAGAAUCAGAUUGAUUAGAGCUAUGGCCAAUACAGCAGAUUCUGUGAAUCCGAAAGAUGUUUGCAUUGUGGGUGUUGCACGUACUCCAAUGGGUGGCUUUCUUGGAUCUCUUUCAUCUUUACCUGCAACAAAGCUUGGAUCUUUAGCUAUUGCAGCUGCUUUGAAGAGAGCUAAUGUUGAUCCAGCUCUUGUUCAAGAAGUUGUGUUUGGGAAUGUUCUUAGUGCUAAUUUGGGUCAAGCUCCUGCUCGUCAGGCUGCUUUAGGUGCAGGGAUCCCUAACUCUGUUAUCUGUACCACUGUCAACAAGGUUUGUGCAUCAGGCAUGAAAGCGGUAAUGAUUGCUGCUCAGAGUAUUCAGUUAGGGAUCAAUGAUGUAGUUGUGGCUGGUGGCAUGGAAAGCAUGUCUAAUACACCAAAAUAUUUGGCAGAAGCGAGGAAAGGAUCUCGAUUUGGUCAUGAUUCUGUAGUAGAUGGAAUGCUAAAGGAUGGACUAUGGGAUGUCUAUAACGACUGUGGGAUGGGAAGUUGUGCAGAAUUGUGCGCUGAGAAGUUUCAGAUAACGAGGGAACAGCAAGAUGACUAUGCAGUUCAGAGUUUUGAGCGUGGUAUUGCUGCCCAGGAAGCUGGGGCCUUCACAUGGGAAAUUGUCCCGGUUGAAGUUUCUGGAGGAAGAGGUAGGCCAUCAACCAUUGUUGACAAGGACGAAGGUCUUGGAAAGUUUGAUGCUGCCAAGUUGAGGAAACUCCGUCCUAGUUUCAAGGAGAAUGGAGGCACUGUUACAGCUGGAAAUGCAUCUAGCAUAAGUGAUGGUGCAGCUGCUCUUGUCCUCGUGAGUGGAGCGAAGGCGCUUCAGCUAGGACUUCAAGUACUCGCAAAAAUUAAAGGUUAUGGUGAUGCAGCUCAGGAACCGGAGUUUUUCACUACUGCUCCUGCUCUUGCGAUACCAAAAGCUAUUGCACAUGCUGGUUUGGAAUCUUCUCAAGUUGAUUACUAUGAGAUUAAUGAAGCAUUUGCAGUUGUAGCACUAGCUAAUCAAAAGCUACUUGCGAUUAGUCCGGAGAAGGUGAAUGUAAAUGGAGGAGCUGUCUCUUUAGGACAUCCUCUAGGCUGCAGUGGCGCCCGUAUUCUAAUCACAUUGCUUGGGAUACUCAAGAAGAGAAACGGAAAGUACGGUGUGGGUGGAGUGUGCAACGGAGGCGGAGGUGCUUCUGCUCUUGUUCUUGAACUCCUUUGAUGCAUUAUGAAUUUAGGUAACGCACAUUCUGUGUAGUUUUUAUAGAUCGACGACAUAAAAUGCAAGAAAGGAACUCAUGAUCUCGUCCCAUGUGUGUGUUUUCUUUCCCUUAAUUGGUAAACUGAAUAGAUGGCUCUGUCUCUCUUCCAACUACCAAGAGUCACCAACUGCAAUUUAAGUUUUAUGUAAGUUGGUCUCUCAAUAAAAGAGAGUGAUUGUCAAUGUUGUUAAGUCUAUUUAUUUAUAUGAACUCGGGUUCUAUUUU